Molecule: messenger RNA, 1275 nt
Organism: Hyalella azteca
Lineage: Eukaryota; Metazoa; Arthropoda; Malacostraca; Amphipoda; Hyalellidae
Product: adhesion G-protein coupled receptor D1-like
Exons: 2
Coding region: 3-320 (105 amino acids)
Source: RefSeq, a predicted model, not a curated record
AAAUGAAUUCUUAUCUACUGCCAGACGUGAACUCGCAACAGAUGAUGAGCGCCAAGUUCUCGCAGCGAACGAACCUGUUGCUGCUGCCGCUCGUGUAUUUCCAUUGGCUGCUGGGCGUCAUGUCGGAGUACCAACAGAACCUGGCACUGUACUCCAUCUUCUCCAUCCUCAACUCGGUGCUGGGUGUGCUCGUCAUGGUCUUUCAUUGCAGCAACAAUGAGAAGGUUCGUAACCGCAUGAAGGAUAUCUGGAGCAAGAUAAGAGGCAAGAAAACAAACACUAAGCCUCUGACGACUGUGAGCCCACCUCCCAAUCCGUAAUCUCAAAAACAUUUCAGGAUAUACCAUCGUAAAAUAUUCCAAAAUCAAUGGUUUUAUGAUUAUACACCAUUGGGUUGAUAUUUCAGUAGCUACUAUAUAACAUAACUCAGCACAUUGCGAACUUAUUGAUCAACUUGGAACUCUACAAACGUUAAUGGGUUGAUCUAACUUUGUGAUAAAAGGUAUUUAGCAUAUCAGUUUGUCUAUAUUAGCCUGUUGCAAUUAUCUGUUUCAAAUAAUAAUCUAUGUUCCGAUCUUUUCAAUUUGUCUAUAUCUUGUUUCAUACGUAACUUUAUUAGAAACAACUUCUUAUUAUUAACUAGCACUUAACUAGCACAAAUUUAUUAUUAGCACAGACUGCAUUAAUAUUAUAUGUUAUUUUAGCAGCGAAAUCAGCACCGAAAUACCAAUCGUUUCCAUACAAUAGUCCAUAUCCGAUCGCUGGUACGUGUUUCAUUAACGACAUCACCGCUACAGGUGGAAUUGAUCAACUGAUUGUACUUAUUCAAGUAUUUAUAUUUGAAUCCUCGAAUAUUUUUUCAUCGUUUUAAGUGUUAAAAACUCUUCCCACACUCUAACUGCCGAUCGAAUUACGGGGGCCGUUUAACUCAGCCGAUCGACUUCCUCAGAAACCUGCGAACUGGCGAAGAUCCGCGACUAAUUCUUCUUAUUAAUAUUUCUCUUAAACCCACGCUGAAGUGACUUAAAUAAUAAACAAAAAAGAUCUUAGUUGUAAUUUUAACAAUUCCUUCAAUUGCGUCAGAAUGAAAUCUACGCCAGUGAUUAUGACAGAAUUUGGGUUAUUGGAGAGCAGCCAUAAAUUAGCUUCUUAGAUGUAAUUUACUUCAAUAUGUAACUCAAUAAAUUUAAGCAGGACACUUGCUGAGUGAGUUAUUUGCUUCAACUGGUUAUUAUGUGACACGAAAUGAUUGACAAAAAUAUACAGUUUCUGCAA